Etheostoma cragini (Arkansas darter) is the source of this 537-nucleotide messenger RNA. It is a transcript of the gene crcp, whose product is annotated as calcitonin gene-related peptide-receptor component protein. The transcript has 6 exons. The record is from RefSeq and is a predicted model, not a curated record. Gene Ontology annotation, biological process: transcription initiation at RNA polymerase III promoter. Gene Ontology annotation, cellular component: RNA polymerase III complex. Gene Ontology annotation, molecular function: nucleotide binding. Bases 60 to 503 code for a protein of 147 amino acids. NCBI's taxonomy places the organism in Eukaryota, Metazoa, Chordata, Actinopteri, Perciformes, Percidae.
UGUUUACAUUUUCUGCACGGACACUAUUCACACGGACCAAAGCUAAGUUGUCUGGCGAAAUGGAAGUGAAAAACACUAACGCUGCUAUGCUCAGUAACUAUGAGGUGUUCAAACUGCUGACAGACCUGAAGGAACAGAGGAAGGACAGCGGGAAGAGCAAACACAGCACCGGGCAGCAGAACCUCAACACCAUCAUGUAUGAGACGCUGAAGUACCUGUCAAAGACGCCCUGCAGCAGGCAGACUCCAGAGAUCGUCAAAGACUUCCUGACCACCAUGAUGCCUCACAAACUCACAAAGGCAGAAAAACUGCAGCUAUUGAACCACCGGCCACAGACAGCAGUGGAAAUUCAGCUAAUGGUGGAGGAGAGUGAAGAGCGGUUAUCAGAGGAGCAGAUUGAGGAGCUCAUCCACACCGUGGCAGACGUCCUGCCUGGUGACCCGGAGCAGGAGAACGCAGCUCCAGCAGAUGCAGAAAUGGAUGAAGCAGGUGAACAGUCAUGACAAAGUGACAGGCCAGAAAUGACCCAAGGGUAAA